AAAAAGAAAGUUGGAAAAAAAGGGAAAGGGAGCAAAGCUCCAGCAGUGGUAGAUGCCUUGUCCCCAAAGGAGAUGAGCAAAGAGCAGCUGGAGAAGCAUGUUGCACGUCUCCGAGAGGAGCUGGACCGGGAACGGGAAGAGCGCAACUAUUUCCAGCUGGAGCGUGACAAGAUUCACACCUUCUGGGAGAUCACCCGCCGGCAGCUGGAGGAGAAGAGAGCAGAGCUGCGGAACAAGGACCGGGAGAUGGAGGAAGCAGAAGAGCGGCAUCAAGUGGAGAUCAAGGUUUACAAGCAGAAGGUGAAGCACUUGUUGUACGAACACCAGGAAAACCUCACUGAGCUGAAGGCGGAGGGCACCCUGUCCAUGAAGCGGGCCCAGAAGGAUCACUGGGCCCAGGAGAUGGAGCUGCGUAAAGACAUGCGCUCCUUGAAAGUGGAGCUGAAGGAGCAGGAGCUGGCCAACGAGGUGGUGGUGAAAAACAUGCGCCUGAAACAAGAGGAGGAGAUCACCCGGCUGAGCAAUGACUUCGAGAGACAAGUGAAAGAGAUCGAGGCCAAGUACACCAAGAAGAUGCAAGUGCUGCGGGACGAGCUUGACUUGCGGAGGAAGACUGAGAUCCACGAGGUGGAGGAGAGGAAGAACAGCCACAUCAGCGAGCUGAUGAGGAACCACGAGAAGGCCUUCAGUGACAUCAAGAACUACUACAACGAUAUCACCCUCAAAAACCUGGCACUCAUCAGCUUGCUGAAGGAGCAGAUAGAGGAGAUGAAGAAGAAAGAGAAUCACUUGGAAAAGGAGAAGGCGGAUGUGCUGCUCCAGAACAAGCAGCUGAAGGAGCCCCUGCAGCAGGCCCAGGAGCGGGUGUUUGAGCUGCAGAAGAAGCUGGCUCACUAUGACAAGGACAAAGAGGCCCUGACGAACACAAAAGCCCGUCUGAAAGUCACCCAGAAGGAACUGAAAGAUCUUCAGUGGGAACACGAAGUGCUGGAGCAGAGGUUCAGUAAGGUGCAGGCAGAGCGAGAUGAGCUCUAUCAGAAGUUCACCAAAGCCAUUAACGAGGUGCAGCAGAAGACGGGCUUCAAGAACCUGCUCCUGGAGCGCAAGCUGAAAGGACUCCUCAGCGUCCUGGAGAAAAAGGAGGUGGAGCUCAGCGAGGUCUUUGCAGCCUCCAACCUCGACCCAGGAGCCCUCUCCUUGGUCUCGCACAAGCUGGAGCCUGUGCCCAGGCGUGGAGGGGCUGGGAUGGAGCUGGGUUUGGGGCUGACCAGGAGGGCAUUUCUCUUGCAGGCACACAAUGACAUGCUGCAGACGUUCGAGGCAAAGCUGACAGCUUUUGGGAUCCCCUUGGACAACCUGGGCUUCAAGCCCCUGGCGAGCCCCAUGCUGGGGCAGGCGGUGGGACAGGGCCCUGCAGGACUUGUUGCUGUGCCCACCUGA
This is a messenger RNA of Charadrius vociferus (killdeer), 1440 nucleotides long. It is a transcript of the gene GAS8, whose product is annotated as growth arrest-specific 8. The record is from RefSeq and is a predicted model, not a curated record. Gene Ontology annotation, cellular component: motile cilium; microtubule; Golgi apparatus. Bases 73 to 1440 code for a protein of 455 amino acids. Gene Ontology annotation, biological process: flagellated sperm motility. NCBI's taxonomy places the organism in Eukaryota, Metazoa, Chordata, Aves, Charadriiformes, Charadriidae. Gene Ontology annotation, molecular function: microtubule binding; small GTPase binding. The transcript has 9 exons.